Symbiodinium natans is the source of this 3306-nucleotide messenger RNA. Lineage: Eukaryota; Dinophyceae; Suessiales; Symbiodiniaceae. The record is from the annotation of a GenBank genome assembly.
AUGAAAAGCAGCAAGUGCAGGCUGAAACCUUCCCAGAUCAUCUUUGAGCGGCACUUUGGAGUCCAUGGCGACUGUUACAUUAUCAAGGCAGGGCGUUUUGGAAGCAGCUCCCUGCAAUUGUGUUCGUGCAGCUCAGCUCUGCUCAAUCAUUUCGUGCGCUUGUUUGACCUGAGUGCCUUGAAGGUCGCAGUGAUCCAGAUAAUGACCGUCCUCCUGCAAGCCUUCGGGAAGGCGGUCGUUCUCACGAAUCGUAGGAAAGAUGCCUCUGGUGUACCGCUUCUGGGAGGAACCGUCGCAUUUGCAAUGCAUCAGAACAUCCCAGCAGCCUCACCACUGAAACGAUACUUCUGGAUCUUCUGCGCGCUGCUGGCCUUCAACAGCCUUUACCCGAGCAUUCUCUUUGUGCGGCCAGAUUCCCGCUGGUGUCGCUACGGUGCUGCCGUCAUGGACGUGGUGAUGGAUCUGGGGUACUUGCUCACCUACUUGCUCGCCGUGGUGACUGCCAUGUCCGAGCUGACGCUGGAGAUGACCGUGCGUGGCAACUUCGGGAAUGCGGAGGAGCUGGACCUCAGCAACAGCAUAAGCCCAAGCUUCGCCUUUCCCGGUGACAUCCUGCAGUACCUGGCGGUGUACAUCAGCAUUGCGCACACCUGUUGUGCCUGCCGCUCCGUCGAGCGUGCCAGGGAUUUGGGCAGUCAGGGCGAAAGCCAUUCUGUGAAGCCAGAGCAAUCGAAGCAAACUGACAGCACGAUCUUUUUUUCCGGUAAUGGCCGGCUCGUGCUGAGAUGCCUCAGGGCACUGUACUCCCCCAUCCUGCUGCUGGUACUUUUUCUGUUGCUUCGCUCCCCGGACAUGUACCCUGGCCACUCCGGCGACUUCAGAUGCUUCCCGUGCCGCUGCUCUCAGGGGGCGAGGCCCCGCCUGGCAAGCUGCGGGUUAGCAGCCGCACUCCGACAGUCGGAGCUGGUCCUGACCGACCUUGCCAGCGUCGCCGAAGAAGCCUUCGACCCUUUUGGCUGCUCUCUGCGACGGCUAUCUUUGACCAACAGCACAUUGACCUCCCUGCCACCCAAGAGAUUCCGGCGCCUGAGCUGCCUUGAAGUCCUGCACCUGGGCAGAAACAACCUCGAGCAGCUGGAGGAUGAGGCCUUCGGCGGCCUGGCGCAGCUGCGCGUCCUGUCGCUCAGCCAAAACAAUCUCGCCGACCUCCCCACCCAGGUUCUCAAACCGCUGCUCAACCUGGAACAGCUCCUUCUAGGUGGCAAGACCCGCAAUGGCUUCAUCAUCGUGAGUGGGAACCUGCUAACGCGUUUGCCGGACUUCGCGCAGAACCCUCGGCUGGAAGUGCUGGAUGUCAGCGAGAACGAGCUGAAGGCCUUGGAGGACGGCACCUUCGCCCAGCUCCACAGCCUCCGUGUCCUGGACCUCAGCAACAACAAUCUCGACACCGUCUCCAACCGCACCUUUGCGGGCUUGACCUCGCUUCAGACACUGGAUUUGACCAACAACUGGCUGGUAGAGCUGCCGGAAGCGGUCUUCCAGGGCUUGACCGGGCUUCUAAAACUGGAUGUGCACGGCAUCGCGCUGAGAGAGCUGCCGGAAGCGGUCUUUCGGGGCUUGACCUCGCUUCAGACGCUGGAUUUGCACAAUAACAUGCUAGGAGAGCUGCCGGACGCGGUCUUCCAGGGCUUGACCUCGCUUCACACGCUGUAUUUGCACGGAAAUAGGCUGCUGGGAGAGCUGCCAGACGCGGUCUUCCAGGGCUUGACCUCGCUUCAGACGCUGGAUUUGCGCGGCACCAUGCUAAGAGAGCUGCCGGACGCGGUCUUCCAGGGCUUGACCUCGCUUCAGACGCUGGAUUUGCUCGAAAACAAGCUGGCGGAGCUGCCGGAAGAAGUCUUACAGGGCUUGACCUCGCUUCAGACGCUGGAUUUGGCCUUCAACAACCUGGCGGAGCUGCCGGAAGGAGUUUUCCAGCACUUGACCUCGCUUCAGAGGCUGUAUUUGAGCAACAACAGGCUGGGAGAGCUGCCGGACGCGGUCUUCCAGGGCUUGACCUCGCUUCAGACGCUGUAUUUGCGCAACAACAGGCUGGGAGAGCUGCCGGACGCGGUCUUCCAGGGCUUGACCUCGCUUCAGACGCUGUAUUUGCUCGACAACAAGCUGGCGGAGCUGCCGGAAGGAGUUUUCCAGGGCUUGACCUCGCUUCAGACGCUGGAUUUGCACAAUAACAGGCUGGGAGAGCUGCCGGACGCGGUCUUCCAGGGCUUGACCUCGCUUCACACGCUGUAUUUGCACGGAAAUAGGCUGGGAGAGCUGCCAGACGCGGUCUUACAGGGCUUGACCUCGCUUCAGACGCUGGAUUUGGCCUUCAACAACCUGGCGGAGCUGCUGGAAGGAGUUUUCCAGGGCUUGACCUCGCUUCAGACGCUGGAUUUGCACAAUAACAGGCUGGGAGAGCUGCCGGACGCGGUCUUCCAGGGCUUGACCUCGCUUCACACGCUGUAUUUGCGCAGAAAUAGGCUGCUGGGAGAGCUGCCAGACGCGGUCUUCCAGGGCUUGACCUCGCUUCAGACGCUGGAUUUGCGCGGCACCAUGCUAAGAGAGCUGCCGGACGCGGUCUUCCAGGGCUUGACCUCGCUUCAGACGCUGUGUUUGCGCAACAACAGGCUGGGAGAGCUGCCGGACGCGGUCUUCCAGGGCUUGACCUCGCUUCACACGCUGUAUUUGCACGGAAAUAGGCUGUAUUUGAGCAACAACAGGCUGGGAGAGCUGCCGGAAGGAGUCUUCCAGGGCUUGACCUCGCUUCAGAGGCUGUAUUUGAGCAACAACAAGCUGGGAGAGCUGCCGGAAAGAGUCUUCCAGGGCUUGACCUCGCUUCAGAGGCUGUCUUUGAGCAACAACAAGCUGGCAUGGCAAGUGAAGCACUGUGUUGAGGCCACCAUGAGCUGUGAAAAUUGCAGCUGCGAGGGAUUCGAAGGGAUUGUAUUGGUCCUGGGCUGCUUGGGCUUGUCGAGCGUUUUUUUUUCUGAUGGUAGAAAGUCGCUGCGCGAUGGAGAGCUUGGCGCCCGGAGCUUUCUGAAUCGCAGUAGGAGUUGGCGCACCGUCGCGGCAGGACUUGGAGCUGAAGACAUGCGACACGAUUUGCUGUCACCGCUGCCGUGGACUGUGGCCAUACAGAAAGAAAUCGGUUCAAACAUGGCGAUCAUGCUUGCCAAGUCGCUGCUUCACAGCACAAAGGCAGUGCGCAAAGGGGUCCAAUUCGCGGACUUGCGAAAAGUCACCCUGUUGAUUGCCUGGUUGUGA